AUGACUGAGAUAGCUCGAGUUGUAGCCAAUGCAGCUUCAGUGGCAGCAGAAGCAGCAAGAGCAGCACAGGCAACUUCGAGUGGAGAGCGCAAAAAGGAUCUCUACCGCCUCAUUCCUCGACCACCAACUUUUGCACCAAGUGAUAGGGAUCAAGAAGUCAGCCAAUGGAGAGACUGGUACUGGGCUUUCAAGCAGUAUCUUUUGGUGGUUGAUGGAAAAUAUGAGGAUGACAUAGCCUAUGUGGAGCGCGCCACCGAGGAGGUGGACUGGGAUCUACUUGAUUCAGAUGAACAACACAGAGCACGCUUCAUGUACUCCUUGCUCAGCACGCUCUUGCAGGGACGCUUGUUGAGUUUGGUCAGGGGGAUCGAGAAAAGCAAUGGAAUGGAGGCACUUCGACAGCUUCUACAAAACUGUCAACCUCGUGCAAGGAAUCGAACCAUGGCCAUGUUGCAAAGUUUGAUGAGUUACCCUGCCUUCAACAUGAAGGGCAGUGUCAUGGCUCAGGUGGUUAGAAUGGAGGAGCACUUCAACCAGUUUGAAAAGAUGGGUGGAAAACUCACUGAUGAGAUGAAAGCUGCGGUCCUGCUCAAGUGCAUUUCAGGGCCUUUGAAGAUUCAUUUGAACCUUUCUUUGAACGAGUCUUCGAGCUAUGCAAAGAUUCGUGAAGUCAUUCAGGCCUAUGACACAGCAGGUGGUGGACUUGCAGUGAAAAGAGUUUCAGUUUGCCCUGGUGAUGGUGAAGCGAGUGAAUCUCCCGUGGUCUUUGAUCUGAGGAGCUCUUCGUCUUCAAGCUGGAACUACGUGCGUAUGGUGAAGUUUUUCUACAUCGAUGAGGAGCUGGAGGAGCCAGUUUCUUUGAGGAGUGCAACAGUCAUGGACAACAAGGUGGAGAAGUACGAGGUGGAUGGAGGUGAAGUCAGCAUCAUCAUUGACUCAGGUCUUCAAGCCUAUGUGGAUCAUGCCUUUGGAUGGAGCAAAGAAGGUGAACGAUGGGUUGGAAUCCAUCUCAGCUCCAAGUACCAGAACCCGCUCUUCAUCCCCAACUUGGACUACAACAUCGAAUGGUUUCGAACUACGCUCAUCAAGAAGGACCAGACUUGGAUCAUGGUGGAGUUCUGCGAGAAGGUUUCUGAGAUGCUGGAUCCAGAGCUCUACAUCGAUGAGACAGCUGGACGAACAACAGUUGUUACCUUCUUGACAGAUGGCUUUGAGGAUGUGGAGAACAUGGGUUUUCAAGUUGAAGGUGGAGCUGAUCGAGAAGAACUGGAAUUGCUGGAAGGCGAGAUUCAGCCCUACUACGACAUCCCCAUGGACGAGGAGUUGGAACAGCGUGAAGUUGCUGAAGCUCAACUACAACCUGGACAUCGAGAACAAGCUGGUGAUGAUCAACAUGGAGAACCUCCCUUGGAUGCUGGUGGACAAGAUCUACAUCGAGGUCAACUACAACCUCAAGUUCCUCAAGAAGGUCACAUCGUGGUCGGAGAGGUUAUCCCUGCUGAGAUCGAAGUGAAUGGGCAGGUGCUUUCAGCUUCGAGCACUUUGGCAACUUUGAGAGCUGCAUGUGGGUUCUAUGGUGUGAGCAAAACUGGGUCAAAAGCCAAGUGUUACAGGCGUUUGUGCCAACACCAGAAGACACUUGAACUUUUGGCUGCAACAGCUGCUGUAGCUCAAGCAGAGGGAGUGGUUGAACGACAUCCCAAUGCUCAAGCUCUUGCAAGAGUUCCUGAUGCACGUGAACGUGAACUUCAUGCUCUCACCCACACACCAUAUGCUCCUUGGUGCUCGUCAUGCCUGAAGCAUCGUGCCAGACCAGAUCAACAUCGUCGCACUGGUGAAGCUCAUGACACUCCAGUGCCAGUGGUUUCCAUGGACUUUGCAGUCACCAAGAAGAAGGAUGGGCUAGCAGAAAACCCAGAAGGAGCAGCUGAAGAUAAGGGAGCUCUAUGGCUUGUGCUCACUGACAGCCACACGGGCUACCUUGGAGUGAUCCCCAUCCAGUCCAAGGGCCAGAUCAACUACAUGACUCACGAGGUGCUUAGCUUUGUCCAGAGUUUGGGAUAUGCUGAAGUUGGUUUUUACGGUGACAACGAACCCACAAUUCGGCAGAUCCUCAGAACAAUCAUCACCUCACGACAUGCUCUUGGUUUGAAAACAAGGAUCUACACCACGAAGGUGAAGGACUCAGCUGGAAAUGCCCUGGUGGAAAAUAGCAUUCAAAGGAUUCGACAAUUGGCAUGUACCCUUGUUGAAGAUGUUUGCGAGCGCACUGGACUUGUUUUUCCGUGUGAACAUGCUUUGUGGAGCUGGGCUGGACGGCAUGCUGCAUGGUGUCUAAACCGUUUUCAGGUUGGGAAGUCACUGACUGCCUAUGAAGUGACUCAUGGAAAAAGAUAUGGAGGAAAGACAGCUUGCUUUGCUGAGCCGGUCUAUGCCUACUGCAAGGGUCGUGGAAAAGCUGAUGCCAAAUGGCGAGUUGGUUUGAUGCUUGGAAAGACGGAAGCUCAAGACGCAUGGAUCAUCGGUGAUGGUGUUGAUGUGAUGCUUAGCCGAAGCAUUCGAAGAGUUGAUCAACCUUGGAACCGUUUUCUGGCUUACUACAUGGGACUCCAAACACAUAGUUAUGUCUACCAGACUAACUUUGGGGGAAGGAUCGUGCCAACAAAAAGGAAAGUUGUUCCUCAACGACAAGAAGGCAGACUAUUGCCUAAGAUGAGUGAGGUUGAAAGAAGGUUUGCAGAUGAAGAAGCACGAGCUGUUUUGGAAUAUGCCAGAUCUCGCGAAGGUCGUCUUGAAGCUCAACGUGAAGUUCAAGAAGCUUUGGAUGCUCUACCAGAACAAGUUCCUCCUGGAGUUGCAGUACGAGUUGAAGAUCCACCUGGUGAACCACAACCUCCUGGACAAGAAGGCCAAGCACUACCUUCAGUGCCCUCUCAACCAAUCAAUGCGCCACUUCUUGCACAACCCUCUUCACCAAGAACGGCUUCGAUGAAACAACCUGAUGUUGGACGUGGAGAACUUGGUGAGGAGGAGCCUUCAACAAAGAGAACACGACAUGAGGAGAAUGUUGCAAGAAGAAUUGAAAUGGUGGAGCGAAGAUUGGUGGAAGUGAACAUUGGUGAGGAUCAGUUCUAUCACCUGGACAAUGUCAUCGACCAGGACUUUGUCAACGCCUUUGAGUCCGAGGACAUGGAGGUGGAUGAGAAGGUUGCCAUGGAUGUGAAUGCGAUGGAAAAGCUUUGGUCAGAUGAUGCUCUCACACGAGUUCCUCAAGAUCCAGAUCCUGAAGUUGAUCGUCUUGCAGAUAUGGUUGAACUUCAACGACUCCAAGACAUGGGAGUGAUCAAGGUGCUCACUGCUGAGGACUCUGGUCUGAGUUCACUUACGACAAGAAUGGUGUAUGACUGGAGGAUCAAAGAAUGGAAGAACCCUCAGACAGGUGAGAUAAGGCGACGUUGGAUGAGGAGAGCACGUUUGGUUGCACGAGAAUAUGCACGUUUGGUUGACAGAGAUCAGCUGCAGAUUGGGUCGCUGGACGUGAAGGAUGCAUUUCUCAUGGCCAACCAAGAACAACCAGUUCAGAUUGGCACCAAGAAUGGCAAGUUCAAAGUGCUGAAAAACCUUCCUGGGCAGCGCAUGGCUGCAAAAGCAUGGUAUGAAUACAUUGCUACGUUUUUGGAAAAGAAAGGCAUUAAGUAG
Cladocopium goreaui is the source of this 3699-nucleotide messenger RNA. Lineage: Eukaryota; Dinophyceae; Suessiales; Symbiodiniaceae. The record is from the annotation of a GenBank genome assembly.